Anoplopoma fimbria (sablefish) is the source of this 1338-nucleotide messenger RNA. RefSeq names its product ubiquitin-associated protein 1-like. Gene Ontology annotation, cellular component: ESCRT I complex. Gene Ontology annotation, biological process: ubiquitin-dependent protein catabolic process via the multivesicular body sorting pathway. The record is from RefSeq and is a predicted model, not a curated record. The coding region runs from base 1 to 1182 and encodes 393 amino acids. Gene Ontology annotation, molecular function: ubiquitin binding. The transcript has 5 exons. NCBI's taxonomy places the organism in Eukaryota, Metazoa, Chordata, Actinopteri, Perciformes, Anoplopomatidae.
AUGAACACUUUGGAGGAUGUCCCAUUUCAGAGCCUACUGGGUCCAAUUGAGGAGGAAGUGCAGCUUGUGAUGGCUCCAGACAUCACUUUACCAGACAGCCAUCGGAUACUACGAGACACAGAGUAUGGCUUCAACCUGGAGAAAUGGAUCUUAACUGGGCAACAGCCAGUCUGUCAGGCGCCAUCCUGCCCCCCCUACUGGCUGAUGUUCAGCAGCCCUCAGGUCAGCAAGAAGGCCAAUCGCAGGACCAGCGACAUAUGGUCCCCGAGGUCCCGGCCCCGCAGUCAAAGCCUGAACUCUGCAGACACUCGCUGGCUGCACUAUCGCACCGUCAGGUUCUUUAUCUCUGACUCUGAGGAUGAAGAUGGUUUCCAUGAAGAUAAUGAAGCCUCCUCUACUGAAAAUGCGCCUCGCUCCAUCAAGAGCAGAGAGCGGCCCCGGAGCGCUGCACCCAAAGACCAACUCUCCAGAGUCAAAGACAUGCACCUUGGUCCUUCCACUCACCACUGUAAGCCUGCCUCACCUCAGGGCCACAGAAGCUCUUUACCUUCUCUUCAAGACAGCAGACAACCUUUGCGAGCACUGGAGCAGCACAGGUCGCAGCAAGCCAGCCCCCUCGCCCGUGGGCAGAAGAACGGAAAAAAGAGGCAGCGUUCACAGGUCUCUAUGGGCAGAAAGUACUCCCAGAACACACACGCCUCUCUCUCUCCAACCAGGCUGCAGCAGCAACGACCCUCCUCUGCAGGCCCCGUUGUGGAAAACUACAGACAGAAGAUACUGAGGACCGGUGGCUCUCGUGGGGUUUUCUUUGACACAGCAGUAGAGUUGAUGUCAGCACUCAGCCAGGAAGAGAGGGAGCUACUUGAAACCAUCACAGAGAAGGGAUACCCUUUACGCACAGCUAUUCUUGCUCUGCAAAAGACAGGCUAUCACAGCCCAGAGAAGAUUCUAAAAUACCUGGUAGCCAGUGAUCGUCUGUGUAAGCUGGGUUAUGAUGAAGCUCAAGUGGAGGAGGCCUUGGAGAUGUUUCAGAACUGCGAAAGCAAGGCUGCUGAGUUCCUGCGCCUUCUGACUCAGUUUAAUGAGAUGGGCUUCCAGCAAAAUGCAAUCAAAGAAGUACUGCUUGUUCAUGAAAAUCACCGUGAGAGGGCUCUUGAAGAACUCAUGACACGCAUGGCUUGAACAGAACAUCUUACCAUUUAUAAUCUGCAUGGAGAAUGGAUUAUUUUCUAAAAUACAGUGUGUGUGAAAUGAUCUAGUUAUUAUACAGUAUGUACUAAACUACAGUAUGUGAUCAAAACAUUAUACUUAAAAGAUACUGACUUACUCCGACUAAUG